Candidozyma duobushaemuli is the source of this 1224-nucleotide messenger RNA. RefSeq lists its product as uncharacterized. NCBI's taxonomy places the organism in Eukaryota, Fungi, Ascomycota, Pichiomycetes, Serinales, Metschnikowiaceae. The transcript has a single exon. The record is from RefSeq and is a predicted model, not a curated record. Bases 1 to 1224 code for a protein of 407 amino acids.
AUGAACCAGGUGGACAACCUCCUCGAGGAGCUCGUGCUCCCCCACGAUGGAAACCUGCUUCUGGACAUCAACGGCCUUGUUGCCGGCUACACGGAUUCCAAAAAAACAAAGUACCUUGCUGCAAAAGGCGUCAAGCGGUUCGAUAAGUUGGACCCCGUCACCACCGACACAAGACUUGCUUUCUUCAGCUGCACCAAGACCAUCACGGCGAUGGCUGUGUUACAGUUAUACGAGCAGGGGGUCAUUGAUUUGGACGCUCCAGCCAAAAAGUACCUCCCCAUGAUCGGUGAAAUCGGCCUCAUAGAUCCAGGCCAGGUGGACGACGAAACAGGCGAGUUCAAGACGCCACCAAGGAAACCCGAAAACGACGUCACCGUCCGCCACUUGCUUCUCCACACAGCGGGGUUUGCCUACAUGUUCACCGACCCGGACUACUUCAACAUUGUCAUGAACAAGCACAGAGAACACACCGGCGCUACUCCUUCGUUACGCAUGUUCUCCACCGACGUGAUGCCCUUGGUGUUUGAGCCAGGCACGCUGUGGCGCUAUGGUCAUUCGCUGGACUGGUUGGGUUUGGUGGUGGAGGCUGCUACGAAAAUGAAGUUUUCUGACUACCUCCAGAAGAACAUCUUUGACCCAGCGGGCCUCUCCUCGUUCACCUUCCGUAUCGAGAACGAGGACGCCUUGGUUCCUGUGAGUAUGCGUCGUGACGACGGCUCGUUGCGUGUGUUGAAGAAGAAGCCUGUUCCUCAUAAACCCAGCAUUGACAUGGGUGGCCAGGGCUGUUUUGGCACUGUGGGCGAUUUCUUGCAAUUCAUGAGAAUCUGGCUCAACAAGGGUCUCUGUGUGGAGACCGGUGCCCGGAUCUUGAAGCAAGAGACAGUAGAAUACGCCAUCAAGGCUCAUUUACCUGAAGGAGUCCAUGUGGAGCUCGAUACAGCCAUGACCGGCGAGGCUCCCUCCGACUUUGUUCCAGACAACUUCACCCUCACAGGCACAGCGUACAACAUGAAUGACUUGCCCACUGGCCGGCCCAAGGGCUCGAUCUACUGGGCUGGCUUGGCGAGCUUGUACUUCUGGAUUGACUUUGAGAAUGACCUUGCAGGCUUCUUUGGGUGCCAGAUCCUCCCAUACCUUGACUCGCCAUGUCUUGUUGGGUACAUCAGGUACGAGAAUGCUGUGUACGAGGCGGAGAAGAAGGAGAAGAACCGUGGCAAGCUCUGA